Messenger RNA from Spinacia oleracea (spinach), 2382 nucleotides. Its product is annotated as peptidyl-prolyl cis-trans isomerase FKBP43. Gene Ontology annotation, molecular function: peptidyl-prolyl cis-trans isomerase activity. Lineage: Eukaryota; Viridiplantae; Streptophyta; Magnoliopsida; Caryophyllales; Amaranthaceae. The transcript is spliced from 14 exons. Bases 303 to 2072 code for a protein of 589 amino acids. The record is from RefSeq and is a predicted model, not a curated record.
CUAAUAUAUUUUUCUUACUUUUUCAAAAAAUAAAAUAAAAAUGAUUCUCUAAUCUUACAAAGAGAUCAUGAUUCUGUAAUUAAGCAAGAGAGCUUGUUGAAGACUGAAGAGGCAACAGCAACCCACUGUUUUCAACUCUUCCCUUUUCAUUGGAAAAUGGGCCUGAUUUCAACUCUUCCCUUUUCAUUCAUUCCUUGUUCUAUUCUUUAAAUUAACUGUCACUACUUCCAUUUUCUUCCAUUUUCUUCCAUUUAACCUUCACACUCGAAAAAAAAAAAAAAACCCUCCAAAAUCCAUCAAAAAUGCUCAUUUCUGAAAAUUCCGACAAUGACAACGACGCCGGAAAUUUCCCAACCCAGACCCAAACCCAAACCCGGAUAAAGGGCCCUCUGCCCAAGUCUAAGCCUUCAUCACCAUCACCAUCACCAUCACCAUACUCUGCUCCUAAGCCAUUUUGGGGGGUUGUGGUCACGCCGGAGCACCCUGUCACGGUCACUUUCCGCAACCACAGACGCCUUCGCUUAUCUAAGGCCAUUUUAGGGAAGCCUUGUCUUGAUAAGUUUACCGAGGCACGAAGUGUACUGUCGAUCAAAUAUGGAGACAACCCUGAAAGUUACUUAUGCUCUUUGCGGAUUGAUAAUUGUGAGAUGACAGAGCUGGAUUUCGAUCUUGAACAUCCUCAUAGUAUCGUUUUUACUGUCGAAGGUCCUAGAGGAAUCCACUUGGUUGGAUGUUUCUAUGGUGAAUCGUCAGCUACUAAUGUCGAUGCUCCUCCACUCAUCAACAAUGGAGGAGUUGGUGGUAGAAUAGAAGAAUCUGUAUCGAGAAUCAUUCUUGAAAAUGAGUUUCAAGGAAAAGUAUUUUCAGGUACGUCUGACGUUGUUGGCGAACCAGUCAGAGAAGAAGGCAAUUCCGAAAUGCUGCAGGAUCUAACUGAAGCUCUCAAGAAACUACCAAUUCUUAGUGUUACGUCAAUUGUUCGUAAAUAUAUGACUGCAACAAACCAAGGAGAUGAAACUAUUGUACAAGAAGAUAAACAACGAGGCACAAAUUCUGCACAAAGAAAACUUGAUUUAGAAGUGCAGGAACCAAAUGGACAAGUUGAUGGGAAUGAGAAGGAAAGUGAGGGCAAAAGAAAACGGAAAAGAAAGAAUAAGUGUCUAGUGGAACUUCCAAAUACUAAUAGAGUUGAUGCCCUUGACGGAGAUAAUGAUGAAGGGGAAGAAAAAACAAAACGGAAAAGAAAGAAUAAGCAUAAAGAGGAACUUCCAAGUGCUGAUAGAGUUGGUGAAGAUAAUGAUGAUGGAUCAUUAAAGCUUGACUCGCCUUUGACUCAUUCUGGAGAAGUUCAGAAGCAGAAAAACCAGAUUUCUGAAUAUCACGAUGAUAUGAUUGAUAUCAGAUCUGAAAACCAUGGAUCUCCCCAAAAUCGUGUGCUUGAUUCCAAGGAAGCUAAAAAACUGAAGAAAGAGAAGAAGAAACAAAAACAGACAUCUGACGAUGAUGAUCAAAACAGAUCUGAAAACCAUGGAUUUCUCCAAAAUCCUGCACUUGAUUCCAAGGAAGCUAAAAAACUGAAGAGGGAGAAGAAGAAACAAAAGAAACAGACAUCUGAUGAUGACGAUCAAAACAGAGCUGCGUCCGGUUUUGAAAGAGUCGAGAAGAGGAAGAAACGAAGAGCAAAAGUUGAUGAAGACGAAUUGGUCAGAUCUGCACUGCACGGCCAACCGGAAGAUCCUGCAUUGAAUGACCAACAGGAAGAUUCUGCACUAGAUGCUAGACAAGCUAAAAAAUCAAAGAAACAGAGUAAAAAGGGUGUUAAAGUCGGUGAAGUCAGGUCCCCCACUCGUACUUCUGCCCGUAUUUCUAGAAAACAGGAUGUUGAUCCAGUAGAGAUUCAAGACAAUGUUGAACCGAUAAAGAUUCAAGACAAUGUUGAACCGAUGAAGAUUCAAGACAAUGUUGAACCAGUACAGAUUCAAGACAAUGUUGAACCAGUAAAGAUGCAAGAAAAUGUGCCCGGAACUAAUCAACUUGUUGUUUGUGGUUUGCCAGCCAUUGCCAAGCGCUAAGUCUUGUCUUGUAUCGAAUCUUACGUAUAUUUUGGUGGUUCGGUUUAGUUUCCAUUUUGAGAAGUCUUUACACGCAAGUUAAAGCAGCGUAUUGCUGUGUAAUGGCGUACACGGUCAUAUUCUCCAAGGCUUCAAGGUUAACCACUUUGACAUGAUGACAUUCGGAAUGUAGUAUUCUUGGAUGCAUAAUUUUGACUCAGACUUUGGCAAGCUUAACACUUGCAUUAUUGUAUCUAAUUUCUGCGUAAUGUAGGUUGUAAGGAAUAUAUGUUGUUUACUAACAUGCUAUAUGAAAGAAUAUUUUCCGUAA